AUGACUGAUGUUUCUCCCACAAACAAGACCGACACCACAACUCUGCGUAAUGUUUCGACCACCAGAGGGAACAAAAGACAAGCUCUUAGCUCUCCACCUCAGGUGGCUACUGAAGAAAAGCUUUCGCGAGAUAAUGUUCGUCAAAUAAUUCAGGAAGUAAUGAAAACUGAACUGUCGCAAAUGCUGUUAAAAAUUAAUGAAAGUACUAAUAACAUCCUAAACAGAGAGUUACAGCCUAUUCAUGAGAAAAUUGCAGUCAUGACUGACUCUAUGACAUUCAUGAAUAGUCAGUAUGAGGAUCUACUAAAGGAGCACGCCGCAUCUAAAGAGAUUAUAAAAGACUUGCAAAGGGUAAAUAUGGAUAUGAAAAAUAAUAUUGGCGACUUAAAAGAACGUAUAAAUCAGCUGGAACAACAAACAAGAUCCAAUAAUAUCGAAAUUCAGUGCUUACCAGAGAAGAAGCAGGAAAAUUUGUUUCAUAUUGUGGCAGCAUUGUCUAAGGUGGUUGGAUGUACUAUGGAGGAUAGAGAUAUCUUGCAUUGCACCAGAGUUGCUAAACUCAAUCCCAAAAAUACCCGCCCACGUUCAAUAGUAGUACAGCUCGCAUCUCCUAGGAUUCGCGACCAACUCCUUGCAUCUUCUAUUAGUUUCAAUAAAAAUAACUCAGAAAAUAAGCUGAAUACUACACAUCUCGGCUACUCAGGACCAAAGACUGCAAUUUAUAUUAUGGAACACCUCUCCUCUACGAACAAGUCUCUGCAUGCUGCUGCGAGGAUUAAGGCUAAGGAACUUGGCUAUAAAUAUGUCUGGGUCAGAGGAGGUCGCGUAUUCAUGCGUAAAGUUCAAGAAUCCGAGCACAUCCUAAUUAGAAACAAGGACAUCUUAGAUAAAUUAGCUUGA
This is a messenger RNA of Helicoverpa zea (corn earworm), 900 nucleotides long. RefSeq lists its product as uncharacterized. The record is from RefSeq and is a predicted model, not a curated record. NCBI's taxonomy places the organism in Eukaryota, Metazoa, Arthropoda, Insecta, Lepidoptera, Noctuidae. The transcript has a single exon. The coding region runs from base 1 to 900 and encodes 299 amino acids.